Aphanomyces astaci is the source of this 2008-nucleotide messenger RNA. RefSeq lists its product as hypothetical. The coding region runs from base 24 to 1547 and encodes 507 amino acids. The record is from RefSeq and is a predicted model, not a curated record. NCBI's taxonomy places the organism in Eukaryota, Oomycota, Saprolegniomycetes, Saprolegniales, Verrucalvaceae. The transcript is spliced from 3 exons. Gene Ontology annotation, molecular function: protein binding.
GCAAACUCCAUCAAGUACAGAGUAUGGCACGGCUGGGCGAUGACUAUGGCGCGGUGAUGGGUCGGUUUGGUGCGUCUAUGAGCGACUUGGGUCUGCGAUUAGGCACUGAAUUCGAAGGACUCGGCCAACGAAUCGCCAGCGCUGUCAACUUCAGUACAACCUCCGCGUCUCGAGCAAAGUCCGCGUCUCGAGCAAAGUCCGCCACGAGAACAACGCAGAACAAUAGCACCACAGCCGCGACGAGCACCGUCCCAAGGCAUUUCCAUGCCGAUCGUGAGAAACCGCGGCAUGCCAUCAAUGAAAACGGCCUGCCAACGUUCGCAUACGGAAACAACAACGUGACCUUGGCAGCUGAACAUGACGCUCGAGCUAGGCGACAUCAAGAGCGAGACGAUGCCAAUGUUGUGCGAUACCAAGCGCGGGACGAGGCAAAGACAUCGCGACGCCACCGCCUUCACCGCCACCCCCAUCGCCGCGACAUUAUCAACGACGACGACGACACAUCUCGGGAUGACCAAGUCCUGGAUGCCUUGUCUACGAAACUGGAGAAGAAACUGACCAAGGUCGUGUACAAGUUCGACAAAAAGGCCGUGGCCAAGACCAAGCACAUGGACUCGUUGAAGUUGGCGGAGGCCAAAAAGCAACAUGCAGCGGCGAUGGCCACCCAUCUUCAGUCGUUCCACGACCACGUCCGUCCCCCCAAACCCCCAUCGAGUCCGCGCCUAGAACCACCAUCUUCGCAACCAUCGUCGUUGAGCACCAUGUACCACGCAGCAAAGCACGGCGAUGUGGGGACAUUGCGCCAGGUGCUGCUCUCGGCCUCUAGCGUGCACGUCCACGAUGCGAUGGAAUACAGCGACGACCGUCGACGGACGGCGCUGCUGGCAGCAGCGUGCAACGGGCAUGCCAACUGCGUCCUCUUGCUGCUGGAUUGCGGUGCAGAUGUUUUGGCCACAGAUGCCGACGGGCAUUCGGCUCUGCAUUUAGCAUGCAUCUCUGGUCAUGUUCAAGUGGUGGCCCUGCUACUGCGGCACCCCGUGCGACCGGCCAAUCCCUACCUUGUCAACCACGCUGGGCAAUCAGCCUAUGACGUGGCAGCACUGGAAAUUAUCUCGAAAAUGCAAGCGAUUAACAGCGACGAAGUACUAAUGAACGAAGCAGAAACCCCCUCGUGGGUGAAUAUCGCCACGUGUUUAGAGGUGCUCGAAGAGAGAUUAAAAGUAUUUGAAGGCUGGGUGCUCGGAUGUGAUGACCAGCCGACGGUCGACUGGCAACCGCGUUAUGCUGUUGUCCUUCGAACUGGAACCGAUCAAAUGUUACUUUUGAAUAUUCACCAAGUGCAGCAUGGCCUUCGAUUGGCCUUACCUCGCUUGGCGGUGAUGGUGGACGUGCACAACCCGAUGCCAAUCCUACCGAUGGACGCUAGCGUGGACUUGCCAGCGUGGUCCUUUUCGGCAGGGAAUGUUCGUUUGGCGGCGUUCAACCAAGCUGGGUUCGUCGCGUGGACGCAUUUCCUCUGUGUUGAAGCGGUACGCCCCUGUUCGUAAACCGAGGUGAAACACACUUGCUUACUAUCAACCGUGUACAUUUGCAGGUGGACGCAGCGCUGGAUUCCGUGUCCCUUCGUACAACUACCCCUGCAACCAAGUCCAUGGAGUUGUACGAGCUAGAGAUGGGCGACUCCGCAAAUGUGACCCCAGCCUCUGCGCCAGACGGGCAGGAAGUGCCGCGUUUGUCUCCAAUAGCAGCAGCAUCAACGCCGCUCCUUCCCCACUCGACCUCUGACGUGGCAGAAGGAGAGGAGUGCGUGGUGUGCCUGGACCGUCCCAAGCAAACCGUGUGUGUUCCCUGUGGACACGUGGCAGUCUGUGUGCCCUGCGCCGACGCGCUUCAACGUACGACCCACAAAUGCCCAGUAUGCCGCCAAGACGUCCGCGAAGUCGUCAAGUGGUUUCUCACGUGACAGAGUCGAAAAUAUAUAGUAUAAAAUAUUGACUGUGAACUAUAC